This is a messenger RNA of Sitodiplosis mosellana (orange wheat blossom midge), 1592 nucleotides long. RefSeq names its product cysteine dioxygenase type 1. Gene Ontology annotation, biological process: L-cysteine catabolic process. The record is from RefSeq and is a predicted model, not a curated record. Gene Ontology annotation, molecular function: cysteine dioxygenase activity; ferrous iron binding. Bases 570 to 1328 code for a protein of 252 amino acids. The transcript has 4 exons. Lineage: Eukaryota; Metazoa; Arthropoda; Insecta; Diptera; Cecidomyiidae.
UUGUUAUUAUUUUUCUUCGAUCGACUACUGUUUGCUUCCGAACCGAUUUGCUUCUUUUUUUUUUCCUUCUGUUGCUGCUGCUGCUGUGGCCGCUGCUGUCGUUGUUUAUGAUUGAUGCAAAAAGUGCCCGUGCCUCACUUUGAAUAAGUCAGUAGAUGUUUUGAUCUUGAAUCGUAACCACAAAUUACCGCCUUUUCACAUCUUUCUUUUUGCCAGUCCCGAGGGCGACACACACUCAAUCUGUUUCGGGUUUUUUUUUCGUUCGUUUGUUCGUUAUUUUAUUUCUAUCGAUUGAUAUUUUAAUUUUCAUUUCGACCAAUCGAAUUUCUACAUUUCGAACACAUAGCAAUUGUGCCGCUGAAGAGUAGCCAUUAGAAAUUGUUCCAAUCGCAAAAGCGUUCAUUUUUCUCUGCCAUCUCUUUCUGUCUCUACGCAUACCUCUCUACAAAUAAAAUCGAAAUUUCUUGCAACUGACGUACAUUUUCCAAAGAAGUUGACACUUUUGUUUCGAGUUCAGUGCUGCACCUCAUCCGUUACAGUUGGGAUAAUUAAAUAAUAAUAAGAAGAAAAUGAUGCAAGAAAUCACUGAAAACAGCACCAACCGAGAACAAUAUCUGCGUGAAUUAACAAAAUCGUUCACUGGUUUGGAGAAGCCACUGAAAAAUGCCACAUCGCCAGCUACAUUGGACGAACUGAUCGCCGAGCUGCAUGAAGUCUUCCGAUCCGAUCGUGUAAAUAUCGAAUACGUAAACCAUUUGAUGCUCAGCUACCAAUCAAAUCCAGCCGAAUGGAAGAAAUUCGCCAAAUUCGACCGAUUCAAAUACACUCGAAAUCUAGUAGAUGCCGGCAAUGGAAAGUUUAAUUUGAUGAUUUUAUGCUGGGGCGAAGGACAUGGAUCGGCUAUCCAUGAUCACGCUGACUCGCACUGUUUCAUGAAAAUGUUAAAAGGUGAACUGCGUGAAAUUCGCUAUGCAUGGCCGAAGAACAACAGCAAUUGCAUCGAACACAAUGGUUCGGCCGACAUUACAAACCAAAAGGACGAAGAAGGCAACAAUGAAUACAAUAGCAGCAAACUACAAGAGUUGUCUCGUGCAAUUAUGGAAACCAACAGUGUCCACUAUAUAAAUGACACACUUGGAUUACAUCGUGUUGAAAAUCCCAGCCAUACGAAUGGUGCUGUUUCAUUGCAUUUGUACUGUCCACCAUACAAUUCAUGUUCGAUAUUUAAUGAAAAAACUGGAAAACAAUCGAAAUGCACCGUCGAAUUCUACAGUAAAUAUGGUCAACGGCGAUUCAAGGAUGCUAAAAUGGCUCCCGAAGACAAUUGAACGUGUUUCGAAAAACAGAAAAAUCUCUGAACAUCGCCAUCGAUCAACAAUUCUUAUAAGCAAACUUCAGUAGUUGCGAAUUUCGAAUGGAAAUCGUAUCAUUUCAAAACAGAAAAAAAACAUCUGUUGGUCAAACAACAUCAGUCGUUUGUAUCAUCAUCCAGUGAAUCAUUUUUAAUGUGUGUGUUUGAGUAUAAUCUCUUUGUGUAUGUCGCAUAUUUAAACAAGAAGAAAACAUAAAUAAAUGUUAUAUUUCAUUUUGAA